AUGUCGGAAACAGCGGAACCGAGCCCCGCCGGACAGCUUUGGGCCACCCGCGCUGUCGAACACGACGUCGAGUCCUUCUACUGGGUUAUCCUUUAUGUCGUUUUUAGGCGCGCCUUGGAGGACGAAGCAUUGCGAGCGACGGACCGUGCGACCCAGGAGGCGAUCAAGGAAGAGUUUGGCCGGCUCUUUUCAGCCCUGAACCCGGGAGAAUUGGCGCAGGAGCGGCGACUACUACUCUUGGUUGGUGAUGUGUUAGACCCAGACGGGAUGCAAAACCUACUGGAGUACGUGGAGAGCCACUGCCGGCCGUUGUCGGGGUUACUUCUGGCCGCGUGGAGGGCCCUCCGGGAAUGCGCAAGCUCCGAUGCGGAUUCGAAGAACAUCCCGGAGUCGCGUAUACAAGAAGAGGAGGCCGAAUUCGCAUUCCAGAAGGAACAUGGCCUGCCGUUGCCAUUGUAUACCCCACGAUCGAAGAAGCUGGCGAUACCGACCAUAGUCUACCGCCGCCUGUGCCUCAGCAUUCAACUAAUGCUCGAGCGUCUCAGCAAAAUCCAGACUAGCCUCGUGAAGCACGGCGCUGCCGUGAUCAGGAUGACUAUGAUACUGGGCAAGCAUAGCGACGACUCUCAGGAGACCAUCCUCGAGCAAGACCUCGACACCGAGGGCUGCGAGCCAUCUUCAACCGCUGUCCCAGGCUCCUCGAUGAAUGAGCGGCCCAGCCCCUCGAUAUCUCGGGUGGACACCGCACCCAUUUCUCUACAGCAGAGCAUCCCACGAGAGACUGUCGUAACUCCAGUUACGAUGUUCUUCAUGGCGACGAAGCUUCUAAAUGUUAUCGUGAAAGCAGCUAGAGCGCACCCCGGAGAGACGGUCUGCAUCCCCCAUACGACCGCGAGCGACCUAGAAUCCUUCUGCUGGGUGAUCAUGUACGUCGUCUACCGGCGCACCAUCGACGACUCCGGGCUCCAGGCGGAAAACAGCACGGCGCACGCAGAGAUCACGCACGAGUUCGCCCGGAUUUUCUCGGCCACAAGUAUAGAAGGACUCGCGCAGUCGCGACGGCGACGACUCUCGUAUGGGCAGGGGUUGGGAUGCUACUGGGGCGAACUUGGGAUAGAGAAGCUGCUGGAGCACAUGGAGCACCACUGCCCGCCGUUGGCGGGGUUACUUCUCGCUGUGUGGAGGGCACUGUGGGAGUGCGCAAGCUCCGAUGCGGGUUCGAAGAAGAAGAUCCCGGAGGAGCGUUUGCAACGGGAGAAGACGCAACUGGCAUUCCUGGAGGAACAUGGCCUGCCGGUGCAGUAUACCCCACGAUCGGAGAAGCCGGCGAUAUCGACCAUGGUCCACCGCCGCCUGUGUCUCCACAUCCAACUGAUGCUCAGAGAAUUCGACCAGGCUUCCUAA
Trametes versicolor FP-101664 SS1 is the source of this 1404-nucleotide messenger RNA. RefSeq lists its product as uncharacterized. The record is from RefSeq and is a predicted model, not a curated record. Lineage: Eukaryota; Fungi; Basidiomycota; Agaricomycetes; Polyporales; Polyporaceae. Bases 1 to 1404 code for a protein of 467 amino acids. The transcript has 4 exons.